AUGGAACUGAAUAUGCAUCUGCAUUUGGAUCCUAAGACGUAUAGAACUGAAAGUGCUAUUGAUGGUGGCGAAACUCUUGCUAGCUUUGGCUUUGCCCCUACACCUGAAGGAUAUGAAAUUGGCACUGCUCGCGCUGAGGGUGGGUCUUUAUCUCGAUUUGGUGAAACCCCUUCUUCUGUUUCAAAUGCUGGUGGUGAAUCAACGGACUAUGUUGCAAUAGAUCGUGCCUUUGCCGGGAGAGAAGAGCGACGCCGGACCCUCCAUUUGGUCUGUUCAGUUCGAGGUCAUGAAAGGUUAAGUCCAGUGACUGAUUCAUAA
Molecule: messenger RNA, 318 nt
Organism: Didymodactylos carnosus
Lineage: Eukaryota; Metazoa; Rotifera; Eurotatoria; Philodinida; Philodinidae
Source: the annotation of a GenBank genome assembly